CUAACACUCUGUUCUCCUUUUGUGACACCACUAAAGCACUUACUGGAGACAGCUGCAACUGCCUGCCUAAGGGUAGGACCGGCCCCAUUGACUGGCUAAAUGGGACAGCAGUCCAGUGAGAUACAGUAUGCACUGCCUCAUCUCCGGAAGACGAAAGGGAACAUCGUCAACAUCUCCAGCCUUAUUGCUCAUAUUGGAUAUAGGAAUGCUGUCGCAUACGUCACAUCCAAGGGUGGUGUAACUGCCAUGACAAAAGCGAUGGCCCUCGAUGAGAGCAAAUGCGGAGUUCGAGUCAACUGUAUCUCAGCUGGUAAUAUCUGGACUCCUAUGUGGCAGAGUUUGGCAAAUGGGACAGCUGAUCCAGAGGCAACGAUCCAGCAAGGCAUUAAUGAGCAGCCUCUGGGACGGAUGGGGACCCCAGAAGAGAUUGCACAGGCUGUCUUGUUCCUGGCUUGUGAGGCCACCUUUUGUACCGGGGCUGACCUUUGGAUCACUGGAGGAGCUGAGCUUGGCAUGGCACCGAAGAGCCACCAAGAUGCCACUGGAGGUGUUAAAGGCUAGUGGAUCAUAAUACGUCUGUCCUUGCAAGGACAAGGGAGAAAACAGUAAUUCCUGUCUUUGCAGGGUGCUGUUCCAAUGGCUGGCUUCUUAACAUUCAUCCA
Molecule: messenger RNA, 662 nt
Organism: Pogona vitticeps (central bearded dragon)
Lineage: Eukaryota; Metazoa; Chordata; Lepidosauria; Squamata; Agamidae
Source: RefSeq, a predicted model, not a curated record